AUGGUCAAAUCGAAAUCAUCGGCGGUGUCAUCCUUCCUCCGCACCAACAAUGUCAUGCUCUUGAUGGGAAGCGAUUUCCAAUAUACCAAUGCCAAUCCGUGGUUCGAUAACAUGGACAAAUUAAUCAAAUAUGUAAAUGCAAAUAAAUCGUUGAACGUCAAUGUCCUCUAUUCAACGCCGGCGUGUUAUGUUAAUGCGCAUAGCUUCUGGACCGGAUAUUUUACAAGCCGUCCUGGGCUGAAAGGAAUGAUUCGAAAAGCCAGCUCUUACCUGCAGCUCGCCAAGCAACUCGAUGCGCAAUUUUUCCUCGGUCCCACUGACGACAGUGAUGUAGAGAUUAUGAAGAAAGCUUCUGCGCUGACCCAACACCACGAUGCUGUCACUGGAACUGCUAAAGAAAAUGUCACUCGUGAUUACGAACUACGACUCCACAAAGCCCUGACUGAAUUGGAGCAAGUCAUCAACGAUGCCCUGGCCGUCAAUCCUAGCAAAAAGGCACCAGCCCAGUAUAAACUGUGCCUGUUGACCAACGAAACCGCCAUUGGACCAGAACGUGAGCUCGGUCAGCACGGCAUGCAAAUUGGAAGUGACAAAGGGCGAGCUAGUGCAAGAAGAUCCGCCAAGGGAGCUGCCGAUUUACAUCGCCCACUUGCCGUAAAGAAAUUUAACGAACCAAUUUUGGCUUAUGCUCCUGUGGAGGACUUUGCCGAUUAUCGCUCGAAAUAUGUGACUAAGUUUGAUGGACUCACAAGGGAACUCCCGCCAUUUGUGAAUCUUUUGACCCUGGAAAAGAAGGGUGGAAAGACACUGCUGCUCCGCCUUGAACACAUCUACCAAAGUAGCGAUGAAGCUACUAACUCGAAACCGAUGGAUAUUUCGUUGAAGGGCCUGUUCACCCGUUUCGAGAUCAGCGCCAUCAAGGAACUGAGCCUGGCUGCAAACCGGAACAUCACGAAUUUCUUCCGGCUUCGCGAUGAUUUUGUCGUUCAUAUCAACCCACAAGAAAUCAAGACCUUUGAGCUCUCGGUCAAGGAAAAC
This is a messenger RNA of Mesorhabditis spiculigera, 1038 nucleotides long. Lineage: Eukaryota; Metazoa; Nematoda; Chromadorea; Rhabditida; Rhabditidae. The record is from the annotation of a GenBank genome assembly.